AUGGCUACAAAUACCCAUCCAUGCAUGCAUUCUUCGUUCAUCCUUCCUGCACCAAAUCAAUCUAGUUUAGUUAAAAAGAACAAUUCUUCAGACAUGGAGCUGAAGCUGAAGCUGUCCGUGGCCGCCGUCGGCCUGCUGCUGUGCGGCGUGGCUUGCGCCGGCGCCGGCGCCGGCGCCGGCAGCGAGUUCUCCAUCGUGGGGUACGCGGAGGAGGACCUGGCGUCGCACGACCGGCUGAUCGAGCUGUUCGAGAAGUGGGUGGCCAAGUACCGGAAGGCGUACGCGAGCUUCGAGGAGAAGGUGAGGCGGUUCGAGGUGUUCAAGGACAACCUCAAGCACAUCGACGAGAUCAACAAGAAGGUGACCAGCUACUGGCUGGGCCUCAACGAGUUCGCCGACCUGACGCACGACGAGUUCAAGGCGGCGUACCUCGGCCUGACGCCAGCUCCGGCGAGGAAGACGGGCAGCGUGAGCGAGUUCAGGUACAGCGACGCCGACGGCGAGGUGCCCAAGGAGAUGGACUGGAGGAAGAAGGGCGCGGUGACGGAGGUGAAGAACCAGGGGCAGUGCGGCAGCUGCUGGGCGUUCUCGACGGUGGCGGCGGUGGAGGGGAUCAACGCGAUCGUGACGGGGAACCUGACGUCGCUGUCGGAGCAGGAGCUGAUCGACUGCAGCACCGACGGGAACAACGGGUGCAGCGGCGGGCUCAUGGACUACGCCUUCUCCUACAUCGCCUCCAGCGGCGGCCUGCACACGGAGGAGGCCUACCCGUACGCCAUGGAGGAGGGCGACUGCGACCUGGAGAAGGGAGCUGGGGCGACGGCGGUGACCAUCUCCGGCUACGAGGACGUGCCGGAGAACGACGACGAGGCGCUCAUCAAGGCGCUUGCCCACCAGCCCGUCAGCGUCGCCAUCGAAGCCUCCGGCCGCCACUUCCAGUUCUACAGCGGGGGUGUGUUUGAUGGUCCAUGUGGUGAGGAGCUGGAUCACGGUGUGACAGCCGUCGGAUACGGGACAAGCAAGGGCCAGAAUUACAUCAUCGUGAAGAACUCAUGGGGCCCACACUGGGGCGAGAAGGGCUACAUCCGGAUGAAGAGGGGCCUCUGUGGCAUCAACAAGAUGGCCUCCUACCCCACCAAGGACCACUAAUCUUAUCCAUUAUCCAUAUUAUAUUAUCAAUCAACAUCAACAUCUCGUCCAUUUCAUCUUCAAAAUGUUUCUUCUUCACCUUCAACUCGACCCACUGUUGUUUCAAUUUUUACCCUCUUUUUUUUUUAAUCUUCAUCGAAGAACCCAAAAAGAGAGAGAAGUGUAUGAUCUGUUUGUUUGGGUUUGAUUUUCAUUUUGCUGAUAAUUAAGUCAUGGAUGAAGCAAUAAACCUCGUGAUCGAGCUUCUCUUUAAACCAAAUUCCCAACGGCUUUUGGUCAACUUGUGUGCGUGUUUGAUUUUUUUGCUGCUUGUGGUUUGGUUAUAUGCAAAAAGGACAGAUGCAAUGUGAAAAACACGAACUAAAUCACAUUGGAGACAAAUAGUUUUCUCGCGAGGGAGAAACAUGUCAUGAAAUCGACAGUUUGUAAUCCCACUACAACAAGCUAAUUAAGCUAGGUGUCCACAUC
This is a messenger RNA of Oryza brachyantha (malo sina), 1617 nucleotides long. Its product is annotated as cysteine protease XCP2-like. The record is from RefSeq and is a predicted model, not a curated record. The transcript has 2 exons. Gene Ontology annotation, molecular function: cysteine-type endopeptidase activity. Gene Ontology annotation, cellular component: lysosome. Lineage: Eukaryota; Viridiplantae; Streptophyta; Magnoliopsida; Poales; Poaceae. The coding region runs from base 1 to 1149 and encodes 382 amino acids.